Actinia tenebrosa (Australian red waratah sea anemone) is the source of this 2177-nucleotide messenger RNA. RefSeq lists its product as uncharacterized. The record is from RefSeq and is a predicted model, not a curated record. Lineage: Eukaryota; Metazoa; Cnidaria; Anthozoa; Actiniaria; Actiniidae.
AGAUCCCAUGCGUGUGGACAGUUUCAUGGUCUGUUCUCUUGCAGGUACCUGUAGCAUGGCAUUCGGGAACAAAAAAAUUUUUCAAAAUCAAGAGCAAGGAUUUAUUAGGAAAACCGAUCAUCUAUUCUCCAAAUCCUUAAAACAUUAGCAACAUCUAUUGUAUUUUUCGACUAUCAAGAUUCCAAAGCACGCUGAUAGUCCAGAUUAGUUUGGCAGUAUUACCGGUAUUAGUUAAAUUACAAACUCGUUAUUUUGACACCGAGUUGAUCUGGGUUUGAUAGACUAAUCAAACCAUUCACAAAAACCCAAGAUUGUAGUACAGUUUCUCUUUUUUUCGUCUAUUUUUCCUUUCUUUCUUAUCUUACCUUUCCUUAGUUCUUUUUCAAAAAAACGAGACUCCAGGAAUUUUCUUAAUGUAAUGAAAUGUGGUUAAAUGAAUGUUGAAUUCAAGUGCAUCUUUAGUUUUGUUUACAAAACAAUAGUGCUAAAUAUCAUAGUUAACUAUUAACUAUUAACUAAGUAAAUAUACAUGGAUAUAGCACUCACUUCUGGACUCUAAGUUUGCACCUAACGAUUCAACCGGAAUCACAAGGUGCCAUGGAAGUGCCAUGGACCGGGAUAUUUCGGAGAGAGUGCAGUAUUUAUACCGUCUGAUUGGACUGGAGUUUUAUGGGGAAGUCACCACGAGACAAGACAAACCGAAUCCCAUGGGAUAUUACAUGAAAUGUUUGCUCCAGUAUGUCCAGAAAGGAAAGGGGAAAGAGAAACCAGCGUUAGCUUUAGUUUAUAAAAUAAUGCAUCUGAGGAAAGAGGAAAACUCGGACAAAUCAUUCGAAAAAGACUUUAUAGAAGAUUACUUUUGCUUCUUAAAGCUGAGGAAAAAGCGAAAUUUGAUGACUGAAUCAAAAAUGGCGAGUGAAUCAAAACAAGCUCGCCUACUUCCAUGUCUCCGAUGGAUAUCAGGACCAGUGGCUUUGUUGAAGGAUGAAGAUUACUGGGGUACUAGACAGCAGCUGAGAAGUGGUAAAGUUGUUGCAGAUGCUCUAGGAGGACUGGAUCCGGUGUUUGGAGCACUCUUAAACCCUACAGGAGGUCGUGUUGGUAAAGGCAAUGGUGAUAUUCUUCAUACAUUGCUAUACACCCAAGAAGAUGUUAUUGCCUAUCACUCGGCUGUACACGAUGCCAGUGGAUAUCUUUAUCUUUAUCAUGGUAUAGGACCAGGCUAUAACUAUAUUGACAGCAAGUGGACUAUCUUCAAUACGAGUAAUCCCAUGUGCUGUCAAAUUCCUGGCUAUCAUUUUUAUCGUAAGGCACUCAGACGUGCCGAGGAGAAUAAAACUUCUUCUCAUAAUUAGUAAUCUUCCCUCUCCCGCAUUUUAAGAGCAUAGUCUUGUUUACAUCAUGUAUAUCAUUUUUCCUCCAUUUAUUUAUUGUCACCCGCGAAGAUGGCUUACAAGAUAAUAGAUUAUUUAGUCUGGUAUCAGAAGAACAACCUGCUCAUAUGAAUUCAGAUAAUGUYACAAAAAAGGAAUGAUAAGAAAUUUACUAGUAGUCAGUAGUCGCUACACUUUGACACUUUACACAGACGAUAUUAAUUAUCAGUUUAUCUUCUAAGAUAAGUUCCUUCUGCACUCAAACUAAAAGCCACUGAGCAAACAGACAUCCAUCAAAAGCAUCUGGUCCAACAUCGGUACCAUUAGUUUCAUGUAUGGAGAACCGCGCCCUUAAAGUCACACUCUUAGAAAUUAUGCGUGAAGAAAACAUGUUAUCUUAUCAUUUUGAGUUAGUUGUUGUAAGACGUUAUUACUGAAAGUCCCUAAUGGACCAAGUGAACAUAUUUGACUCACAGAGCGGUUUUCGCAUGAAUGAGAAACAAACGCGGUGCUGACUUACAGCACGUAACCAGUGAGGUAUAUGUUAUAACGCUAAAGUGGCUUCCCGUUGUUUUCAUAUAAUUCAUCCAGACCGGCACAUCGCAAGUACGGUAACGGUAACACGGUACAGGUUAUUCCUUGUAUAGAUUAUUUGUAGAAAUUUGGCAUAUUUUGCAUUAAUUGACACUUUCUAAAGUAAACACUAUWAUUUUUGUGGCCUUCAAGAGUAUAAAUUAAAGCAUCUGGAAAAUGAAUUUGUAGAAAUCCAUCAAUUUAAGUAUUAAAAACAGAAGCGAAAAACAA